AUGAACGAGUUGGAGUACUUUGUUGCGAGUACGCACGGAAGUCGGUGUGACAUCAUGCGCUAUAUGCAGCAGCUGCGGAACUUGGAUGAGUGGAUCGAGUACCACCUCUCUCGCCUUCGUGCCAUUGCAGCCGAGCGAGUGGUACACCAGACAGCACAGGCACACAAAAAACAAAGCGGUAAUUAUGGUGGCACGCGUAGUCGAGGAGGCCGCGGUCGCGGUAGGCGACAAGCAUCUGGUGCUGCAGGGUCCACCUUGCAUGCACACCACGUGCAUGGUGUAGACGCGAGCCCUCAAGAUGACGGCAAUAAUAGCGAUGUAGACACCGUCGCCGGGGCGUACGCAGCGGAGCUCCAGCGGCAGUUCACGUGGCACGAGACGUGCGUCCAGCGCCGCUGUCACGAGCGAGAGGCCCUGGCGGCGGAGCUCGCGGAGCGGUGCUCCGAGGUGCGACUCUCCAUGGCCUCGCGCCUGGCCAACUUCGCUUCUGUAGCAGAUGUCCCCGUGACGGAGCUGUCGGGGUAG
Molecule: messenger RNA, 525 nt
Organism: Leishmania mexicana MHOM/GT/2001/U1103
Lineage: Eukaryota; Euglenozoa; Kinetoplastea; Trypanosomatida; Trypanosomatidae
Exons: 1
Coding region: 1-525 (174 amino acids)
Source: RefSeq, a predicted model, not a curated record